AUGAACUGCUUGUCAUUGAUGCUUAAUAGAGGAGCAGAAGAGCGUAAAUUUGCCUAUCACGCUAAGUGCCACUCAACUCGAUUAACCCACCUGUGCUUCGCAGACGAUCUCCUGAUCUUUACUGAUGGUACACUCGAAUCAGUACAGGCUGUUAUCUCGAUACUGGAUGAAUUUGCUCUUCACUCGGGCCUAAAAAUCAGUGUUCAGAAGUCUUCCUUCUUCUCAUCGGGUAUUUCCCAAGAUCAGGUCAACCUCAUCUCCUCAGCCAUGGGCCUGUCUCCGGGUGUUCUCCCUGUUCGCUACCUUGGUGUACCACUUACAACAAAGAAGCUUUCUCUCUAUAAUUGUGGCCCUCUCAUCCAGCAAAUCAAACCAAGGGUCAACUCGUGGAGCUCUCGUGCCCUCUCUUUUGCAGGAAGGCUCCUCCUCAUCAACACAGGUAGUCACUCGGCAAAAGUCUCUUGGGAAACCUGCACUCUUGACAAAUCAGAAGGAGGGUUAGGAUGCAGGGACCUUGUAAACUGGAAUACUGCUUGCAUACUAAAACUAAUAUGGAUGCUCUUUACUUGCUCAAGGUCGAUAUGGGUAGCCUGGUUUAAAAAAGAAGUACUAAAAGGUUCCCUCAAUCACAUUUGGUCAGCAACUACCAAGAGCAAAUUCUCAUGGCUCACCAACAAGCUCCUAAAAUCUAGCAAUCUUGCUUAUAGCUGGAUAAAGAUCAGAGUUGGAGGAGGUACCUCAGUGAGAUUCUGGUAUGACAAUUGGUCUCCAUUUGGAAAGCUCUUGGAUGUCAUCUCUCCUGGCCGCACGAACACGAUGGGAAUACCAUUAUCGGCGACGCUAGCAGAUAUUUACUCUGAUGGCGCCUGGAAAAUUCGCCUUGCACGCUCAGAUAUUCAAAUCCAGGUUCAGUCCUUUAUGACUACUCUCACUCUUACUGAUACUGAUGAUUCUUAUUAUUGGGAAACCGAGGGAAAAGAAUGGACAAGGUACAGAACAGGAAGAAUCUAUUACCUUCUUAAAAACCAUGCGCACACUGUACCCUGGUGGAAACUGGUUUGGAACAAAGGAGGAAUACCAAAACACAGCUUCAGUGCUUGGAAUACAAUGCUUAACCGUAUGCCAACAAAGGACAGAAUCAUCUCCUGGGGACUGCAAGCAACCCCGGCGUGCAUCCUUUGUACCUCUGGUUUCGAAUCUCGUGAUCAUCUUUACUUCAAUUGCGACUACAGUUGGGAACUCUGGAAACCGCUUGCACUCCGUUGUGGUCUUACUCCCUCUCGCCUCUGGACUGAUACGAUAUCAUCUCUUCUCACCCUCUCUUCUCCGGCUUGGCAGCGUCGUCUGAUUCUACUGGUUUGGCAGUUGGUGAUGUAUUCUAUUUGGCAGGAAAGGAACAGCAGAAUUCAUCGUCAAAUUUUCAAACCAAAGGGCACAAUAAGUAAUUCAAUUGACAGAACCUUAUGGAACAAGAUUCACUCCUCUCGUGAAGCAAACCCCACUAUGGCAUCCAACAUGAUCCAAUUCUGGAUUGCUUCUUCUCUCCACUCAACUCCGUGA
Messenger RNA from Brassica oleracea var. oleracea, 1560 nucleotides. RefSeq lists its product as uncharacterized. Bases 1 to 1560 code for a protein of 519 amino acids. The transcript has 2 exons. Lineage: Eukaryota; Viridiplantae; Streptophyta; Magnoliopsida; Brassicales; Brassicaceae. The record is from RefSeq and is a predicted model, not a curated record.